Messenger RNA from Eublepharis macularius, 6560 nucleotides. RefSeq names its product F-box protein 32 (gene FBXO32). Lineage: Eukaryota; Metazoa; Chordata; Lepidosauria; Squamata; Eublepharidae. The record is from RefSeq and is a predicted model, not a curated record. Gene Ontology annotation, biological process: protein ubiquitination. The transcript has 9 exons. The coding region runs from base 210 to 1277 and encodes 355 amino acids. Gene Ontology annotation, molecular function: protein binding. Gene Ontology annotation, cellular component: SCF ubiquitin ligase complex; cytoplasm; nucleus.
GUGGGAGCAAUUAGGAGCGGCACAUAUUUAUUAAUUAUCAUCAUUAAUAAUAAUUAUUAUUAAUAAUUAUUAUUAGUACACAGCUGUCGAUUCUAGGGCAAAGCAAGCUCUUCUUGGGCUGCCUUUUUUGGAGAAAGAGGGAUUGCAAUCUACUCUUUCGUUGUUGCAUUUUUUUUUCUUUUCCCACUUCCCAUUUUUGGCCGGCAGCGAUGCCUUUUCUCGGGCAGGACUGGCGAUCCCCCGGGCAGAACUGGGUGAAGACGGCGGACGGGUGGACGAGGUUCCUGAACGCCAACGAGAGCGGCUAUCUCAGCGAGCGGAGCGGUUACUGCAGAAAAGAAGGCUACGAGAAGGAGAACAUUUUCAACAGCAUCAACUGUGACGUUGCGGCGAAAAAGAGAAAGAAGGACCAGCUGAACAGCAAGACAAGGAUUCAAUAUUUUCAUCAAGAAAAAUGGAUUUACGUUCACAAGGGAAGCACAAAAGAACGUCAUGGCUACUGCACCCUUGGAGAAGCUUUCAACAGGCUUGAUUUUUCAAGUGCUAUUCUGGAUUCCAGGCGCUUCAACUAUGUUGUUCGGCUGUUGGAACUGAUAGCAAAGUCCCAGCUCACAUCACUGAGCGGAAUCGCCCAGAAAAACUAUAUGAACAUCUUGGGAAAAGUAGUUCAGAAAGUCCUGGAAGAUCAGCAGAAUAUCAGGUUAAUAAAGGAACUGCUGCAGACUCUUUAUACAUCCCUUUGUACCCUGGUCCAAAGUGUUGGCAAGUCAGUUCUGGUUGGAAACAUCAAUAUGUGGGUGCACAGAAUGGAGACAAUACUUCAUUGGCAGCAGCAGCUGAACAGUAUCCAGAUCACCAGGCCGGCCUUUAAAGGUUUAACUUUCACAGACCUGCCCUUAUGUUUACAAUUGAACAUCAUGCAGCGGCUAACAGAUGGGAGAGACAUCGUGAGUCUCGGGCAAGUGACCCCCAGUCUUCACGUGCUCAGCGAGGAUCGGCUACUCUGGAAAAAGCUUUGCCACUACCACUUCACAGACAGACAGAUUCGCAAGCGGUUAAUCUUGUCAGACAAAGGACAUUUGGAUUGGAAGAAGAUGUACUUCAAGCUUGUGAGAUGCUACCCGAGGAAGGAGCAAUAUGGAGAUACCUUGCAGCUCUGCAGACACUGCCAUAUUCUCUCCUGGAAGGGCACUGAGCAUCCUUGUACAGCGAACAACCCAGAGAGCUGCUCCGUUUCGCUUUCGCCCCAGGACUUCAUCAACUUGUUCAGAUUUUGAACUCCAGGACAAUUUCAUUGUAUCUCCAAGGGACAUUUUUUUUUUACUGCUGAGAAAACCUGCUCAGCCUGUAUAUAGUGUGUAAAUAUUGCAGUUUGAGGCUCCUGCAUCAAGAGGAUGAUGAGAUUUUAGGAGGCAAAGGGAGUUGUGAUUCAGGUGGCGUCAGACUCUUUUAAGAACACGGCCUUCUACUAAUCAAAACGAUGCAUGGAAAGAAACUGCUUUGUAAAUAUGUCUUUUCAUAAGAAUUGGAGUGAAAGGUACAGGGGAGAGACAGUUCUGCUUAAGGGAUUCAGAUGGAAUGUGCCCUGUAUCCAUUUGAAAUGCCUCUUUGGUUUCAGCACACGGAAAAGGAAAACAGUGUGGUUAGGCUAAAGCUGUUGAACUACUCCCCAAUCUGGGUUUUGUUUACUACAGAUAUUUAUACCGAAAAUAUUUUUAGAAUGACAUGUAUGAGGGAGGGAUACAUCCUGUAUCCUUUUUUUUUUAAAAGAAUCAACACAAAAUGUACACACCACGCCAUUUUCUACCUCUGAAAAGCUUUCCAAACUAAUAUGCAAUGUGAAGUGCUUGCAUUGGUGACAGUAACCGUAUUUCUUUGGGUUAAUCCUUGAUUUCUAAUGCAGUCUGCUUUCCUUUUUGGCCAUAUUUGAAUAGUCAAGUUCGAAGGAACUUAGAAGAGCCGAUACGCUUCGCUGGAUACUUCCCUUGGGCUGUGAAAAAUGUUGAAUGCAAAGAAGAGUUCAUGAUGGAAACAUUGGCUUUUAGGCUGUAUCAGUCCUCCGUGUUUUCUAGUGGCUGUAUGGCCCAUCAUGCCCAUUUGUUUAUACUGUUCUAGACUUUCUCUGAUCUCGGUUGACUAUGCCACAUUCAAACAUAGCAUGCUGAGAGUGGCAGAGGCAGUUUUGUCUCCUUUUUCCAACAGAUUACUUUUUUUUCUCUGAUGUGAACUCUUGAAAACAUAUGAGUGUGCAGGCUUUCAACACUCAAGAGCUUGAAUUGGGAAGACCCGACUUGCAAGGCAAGUCGGGUGGUGCCCUGUGACAUAAUGAACUUACCUUUCCUUCCUCUUUCCCAUCCCCAAAGCAGUUUUGAAUUUUUUUUUCAGAAAGGGAGCUAACUGUACAUGUGAUCCCCAAAACAGGAAAUAGACAUGACUGAAUUAGCAUUCAGUUAGUUCAUACGUGUAAUUGUUAUGCAAUUUUCAAGGUCAGGAUUACACUAGAUGAAAAUUGCUUUUAACUCUACAUUUGUCAAUAACAGUGUAGGCAGUCUCAAUCCAGGUUACUUAAAGGCAGAAGGAGUGACUGUCUAGUCAUGAAAGCAAUUAAGGUCUCCAUUCACUUCAAUGGAAGGAACAGCUGUAUGUGCAUUAAAGUGAAUGAGAAAGCUCCCUUGUGCCAUUUCUUAUGUGUAUCAGGGUGGACUCUGGACAGAUGUUCUACAUCUGUGCAAGGAAUUUGCAAGAAGAAGCCAAUAGGCAAGGGGUGGUCAUGAGCCACUGACAAAAACAUUUAUAAAAAAGAAAAACAAUUUCUCUGUCAUGACUUACUUUUGCCCCUGAACAUAUUUACUUAUAUUUAAUGAGAAUUGGAGCAGGGGCUAUAGACUUGUAAUGUCAUACCAAUAUAAAUUUGGAAUGGUUUGGUUUGUAUGGAAUUAAUCUGAAAUUACAUCUGAAAUUUGACUCUUAAUAUUGCGGAUCCUGGUUUUGUUAGUUUGCCUGGUAAAAUUCCAAUGAUUUGUAUCUAAAUGCUGUUCCGUAGGUUUAUAUCCUAAGGACCACCCAAGGUUUUAACUACAGAAUCUGAUUAUUGUUCUCAAGGAAGAGAUUUCUAAUUUGGGGAAACUGGGAAAGAAGAACGAUGAUCAAGAUUUGUUCUUUCCCAUUGUUUGAAUACAAUGUAUGUAAAAUUAAGGUGCCUUGCAAAGGACAAAUCUAGAAAGUCAGUAUUUGAAGAUGAAAUUCAAGAUGUCAGGAAUGAAUAUUUGAGUUUAUUAUUGUUAAUUAAUCUACCAGCCAUUCUCUUUGCUGCUUUGUUCUUUUUGAUUCUUUUUGCACACUGAUGCAAGGCAAAUCUCUUAGUAAUCCUGUUCAGGUAGUCCUUGUAAGUGCAGGUUAAAAAUAGAUAGUUGCUGUUCCCUGUAACAGGAAUAUAAUAGCAGGAUCCUGACCCUCUUGCAGCAUUCCAUAGAAAAGCCAUAUUCUGGCAACUCUUGCACAAUCUGUUGAAAAAUUGCAACAGAAUUGGACUGGGAGAUCAUUAAAGCCAUUGGAUUGGUGACCACCAUUCUGUUGAAUGUUGAUCGUUGAGUCUGAGAUGAGUAUCAUAGAGAAAUGUGACUGGCUAUUGCCUUUGAGUCUAUGGGUGGUGUUCAUUGGUUAUUCAGUAGUAUCUUCCCCUGCAAGGCACAUACCUCCUGAACACCUCUCUAGCCAGUUAACUAAACACCAGCCCAGAAUGGGCCACGUGACUCAAAUAAAAAGGUUGUGGCUCUGUCACUUUACCACCUUCUCUUUAGGGCAUCUUCUCCCAUGUGUCUUGUUGAAUGCAAGCAUCGCCCAGCCCUUGCUAGGGGCAUAAGUAAACCUGCCAUCAAUAAGUAUCAGGAAGUUAAUAAUGCUACACUUCUAGAGGUAUGCGUUGAAGGGAAUGUUAGCAUACUUGUUCUGACAGCUGACGAAGGAAAUGUAUUUUGUGGGAUGUGCUGUGAAGCCGAAGACAUCAGCUGUAGCCUCGUGAUCUUUCUGUUGCUAGACUGCACCACUUCAAAGGGCAGGCAGAGGGAUUGAAUGUAUGCUCCCUCCAGCUAAAAAAAGAAAACCCAUGUCUGAAAAACCACCAUGUCAAGAAAGAAAGUUUGGUCACAACCUUACCAGAGUCUUUCCCACUGUAUUUUCAGUGGAAGGACAAAACACACUAACUUUCUUCCCUGUGAUGCUGAUGUGUUGUUGAUGUGCUCGGUUAAUACAGUGAGGGUUAGCAGUAGGGUUUAAAUGGUUGCACCACGUCAAUUUUAGGUAGCAGGAAGCUCUGCUUGUGCUGAAGGAAGGGAGGGAGGUUUUAUUGUUUAUAUGUUUACAGUUGUUACUGUGAAUUAGAAGCUGACUUGAGGAUAUGCUUUUGUGGAACAAUGAAGCAUUCUCCCACGAUGCAAUAUGAAACAAAGUUUAAAUGACAUGCAUUUUACUGUGGCGGACCUGUGGAGGAAGGCUUCUUGUCAUGAAUUAUUGUUGGUUUCAGCACUGUGAACGAAGAGUGAUUCCUUGGGUUCUAUCAGACAGGAAUUCCAUGGAAAUUAUUUAUAUCACUACAUAUCAUCCAUGGCACAUUUCUGCAUCAAUACUUGAAAAAUGUAUGAUGAGAAAGGAAGGGGGCAAUGGUACCUAGAGGCCAUGCAUAUCCGCACAGCAGAAUUAAAACUAUGUUAAGUUGUGUCCUCGGUCCAGGGAAUUCUGGCAACUGUUCUAUGAGGAAGGUAGCUAGGGAUCUCUAAUGGGGACUUCUCAGUGUGGUCAUUAAAGUACAACUCCCAGGUAGGAUUGCAGACUGCCUGAGAAAAACAUGUGCUGUCUCUUUAAUAGAGGCAUAAUGGGAUGGUAUUUACCAGGUGAUGUGGUUUAUUUCCAUGCCAUGAAAAACCUUCCACUGUCCAUUUCCACACAUCAAACCUUUAUUCAAAGGACAGGGCAUUCUUCUCUAGGUCUGUUGGCAACUGAACUCCCAGGAUUCUUUGAAGGAAAUUGACAGUUAAAGUGGUACGAAUUGAGUAUGUUGGAACAGCAGAUAUGGCACGUUGAGAAUUGUGCUAAGAAGUCAGUGCCGUUUACGAGGGUGAGAAAGAGAUCUGAAUGUAAGGAAAGGUGGCUUUGGGCGACUGGAUCAUUACUUGUGGGAGAGGGAGAGAAAGAGCAUGCAACUGUAUACGUGUUUGUGAAACCGUUUUCAUCCAUCUUAUUACACUAAGUGUAAAACCAGUUAAUCUAGAAUAGUGAGUGCACAUUUUGUUGUUCUUGUGAUCCUGUUAAUCUUUUCCUACUUCCAAACCACCCCCUAGUGUACAAUUUCCUAGUGAAUAUUGCUGGUCUGUAUUAUGGCUUUUUAUUGUUUUGAUUUUAUAAAAUGUGUGAGUUCUCUACUCUUGAAACACUUAUGAUUGCACAGGCAUUUUCCUAUGCAAAGUAAAUAAAUAAGGUCUGUGCCAUGUGUGUCCAGGAAAGUUUUUAAUGCUUUUCAGCUGUUGAUUGAGGAGCUGAGUUCAAAAGGCCAUGUUUCAGAAUGUGAGCCCCAAAGGGUGACUGCUUGCCACCCAUACAACUACAUCCGAUGGGUAGUAAAAUCCUAUUUCCGCACGGCAAGGUGACAAAGAUAUCCAAGAGAGAACGCAUAUGGUGGUGGGUUAGUUGAUUGUCUAUAUGAGCGCCUGAUCUCUGUGAAAUAAGGUCAGCUGCUGUUGAGGAAUGUGAUUUGAGGGUUCUUAUUUCUGCACAACUACGACAACUUUUGCACAAUAGAACUCUUAGAGUGUAGUCCACUUUUUCUGUCUACCAGAUUACUGAUGUCAGGUGGCUUCAGGCCUUGUUUGCAUAUGUUCUAGACAGGUGGUAGAGUUCUGAGAUGUUAGAAGGGACUAUACCACUUCAAAUGGAUGCAGGUGGGGCAGGGGGGAUGUCACAUUUUUGGAUGCUCCCUUACAUAAAAAGGUUGUAUGCAAGAAGAACACUAGCAUAGCAAGAACAAAGAGGGAAUUAAACUGGAAAUCUUUGUCUCAGAUUUUUACAGGCAGGGAACAUUUAAAAAAAUGGCAUCCCCCCACUGCUAAUCUGAAGUGAUGUACGUGUAGACCAGGCCUAACUUGAAAUAGCCCAGGAACAUUCCCUAUGCAGUAAAAUAUUUAAUAAAUCUGACAGAAUGUUCUUGAGCUUGAAAUCUUCCAAUCACUACAUGAGAGAGGGGAGGGUGGUGUGGGCAGAGACUUCUCAGCAACCUGUUUCGUGGCUUAUUUUAACAUCCUAGGGUUUUGCCAGAAGAGAGAGAAAGGUCCUUUAAUUAUAACUUUUCCUUUUGCUGGCGCUCUUGUUGGCAAAAACAAUGGCUUGCUGUAAAUGUGAUGUCUUUAUGACUCUGAAGUUGUGAUCCGUUUGUGGAUGAGAUUGGCUCUUUAUGGAGUUAUGCCAGCGACAUGCAAUGCAAAGGGAGGGCAGGCUGGGUUUUGAUUUUUUAAAAACAAUUUAAUUACUGUUAAAAAGCCCUUUAAGAACUUAAAUUUACAAGAUCUCAC